AUGGACAACGAUGAGCCCAGUUCGUCGAUCAACAAGUUCGACCUGGAGCAACAACUCGCUUAUCUAAGUCAAGUAAGUCUCUUGUCCUUUUAAUUAAAAGUUUAGAAUAUGUGAAUGAUGACUUUUGCACAUAUAUGUGAUGACACUUUAUACACUUCUUUCAGUUAAACCAAACCCCGAGCUUCACUCAGAACACCAAUCCAAGUGAUUAUCUACAAAGUUUACAACUCCUAGCAUCUCAAAUCAAUUCGAAUAAUUCGAAUUCGACUUCUCGAAUUGGUAACUCCAAUCAGACCUCCUUGGAUGAGCCCGACCCCCCUCACAAUGCCCCUGCUCCAGCCGCCCGUGAUCCCACUUCCCAUAUCAGAAAUCGGAGAACCUUCUCGGGAUCAGGUACCACCAUCAGUCAGACGACUCGGGAUCGUCUGAAGACGAUGAUAGCCACCAAGAAGCAGAAACAAAGGUUGUUCAGCACGAACUCGAUCGGUUCUUCUUCCUCUUCCAUCAACAUCUCAAAUAACAACGCUAAUGCUUUCAGCGGCCUCAAUUCGACGACCGGAUCCGCGGCCAGUUCCGAAGUCAACCUGCUCAGUCAGUUGGCCGCCCAGGUGAACAACACUCCCUUGCUCUCGCAGAAGACCAGCAUCUCCAAUAUCCUGAAUGGAACUCCCCAAUUCGAACCUUAUGGGGCGCCGGGAAUGCCAAGUGCUGGUCACUCGAAUCAAUUGAACGAUUUCCAAUUACGGAAAGUCAAUUCGGAACCCAAUCUGAAGAUGAGAUUGAGAGCUCGACUUCUGAAUAAGGGAUCGAGUCCAGUCACCAAUCCCCCUCAUCCCUAUAAUAAUGUUACUCCUGGUCAUCACAAGCCCUUACAAAGGUGGGUUCUCUUUCAUUUCGAUUAUUUAUGUUUAGAUGUGACAGUGACAGUGUGUCUACUCAGAUGGAGUUGGGGAUGAAGACCCCACAAGAGGGAUCUAAUCUCCUUUCCCAUGCCCAGUCCAUAUCGAAUAUGGCGUCCGGUUCGAAUGUGGUCUUCCCCUCGCCAUCUCUGCCGAAUCUUUCAAACAACUUUGAACAAUUACAACAUGAUCUGAAUACACUCUUGAUGCAAGCCUCCUUUGCCAGUUUCCUUUCUAUGCCAUCGCUAAUUAAGAAUAACAAUCUAAAUCCCUACAACUCGAACGCAAUGCUGGAAUCAUUGCUAGAGAAGAAUGUCGCGGGCUCUAAUCCAUUGAACUUCCGAACAGCCAGCCAAUUACAUAUGGGUGGAUAUCCGAGUCUUCUGAAACAACAGUUGAGAGAUCUGGUGUUGCGGAGGAAGAGUCUGGUUAGGGAGGAGCCCGAAGAAGAACAUCUGAUGGGUGCUUUCACUCAGAGGUUUAGCAGUUUCAGCACUGGCGCUAGCGGGGUCAAGACUGGUAGGUCGGAAUUCAUGGUAAAGCCGUAGCGCUACCUUACUUCUGUAAUACCUUCACCAUAAUAUGACAAUUCAAUAAUUACAGGCAUUGUAUAUGAUGAAGCGAUGAGUGGCCACAACUGUGUCUGUGGCGACGACACCAAUCAUGUUGAACAUGGAGGCCGGGUCAGUUGCAUUUACAAGAGAUUGGGGGAUUGCGGACUUCUGAGUGUUUGUGAAAAGGUCCCUUCAAAGAAGGCGCCCUUGGAUCUUCUGAAGUUGGCCCAUUCUUCGGCCCAUGUCAAUUUCUUCGCGGCUUCGACCGGGAAUGGCUUCCGAUUGGAUGGGCAGGCUUUGGAGAAAUUUGUUCAGGUAAAAGAAACUUCUGAUUCAAGCGUUUAGAAUCCUUUGUGAUACUGUAAUAUAAAUUUCAGCUUCCUUGUGGUGGGAUUGGAGUGGAUGCUGACACUUAUUUCAACGCGGACUCCAGCAAACUUGCCAUCAAAUUGUCCGUUGGAAGCCUGGUCGAAUUGGUGACUCAAGUUGCUGAGGGAAAACUGAAGAAUGGAUUUGCUUGUAUCAGACCCCCAGGGCAUCAUGCGGAAAGAGAACAGGCAAUGGGAUUCUGUUUCUUCAAUAAUGUAGCCAUCGCCGCCAAAUAUCUCCAACGAACUUUCCCGAACAAAAGAAUCGCCAUUCUGGAUUGGGAUGUUCAUCAUGGGAACGGGACCCAGCUCUGUUUCGAGACUGAUCCUAAUGUUUUAUACAUCUCAUUACAUCGACAUGACAAUGGUAACUUCUUUCCGGGCACCGGAGCUGUCGUGGAUACGGGAAAGGAGGCAGGGAAAGGGUUCUCAGUCAACAUUCCCUUCAGCGGAGACAUCAUGGGCGAUCCGGAAUAUCUGGCAGCCUGGAGGGUCAUCGUGCUGCCGUUGUUGGACUCGUUCAGACCUGAGUUUAUCUUGGUUUCUGCUGGAUUUGAUGCUUCUAGAGGUCAUCCCCAAGCAUUGGGAGGGUAAGGAAAUUGAUCAAUCAUUAAAUAACAUUCCUUCAUUACCAUCAUUUCAGAUAUGAAUUAAGUUCCAAGAUAUUUGGAUACUUUACGAAAUCUCUGAUGGCAUAUGCGGAUGGAAAGAUUGUGUUGUCCUUGGAGGGAGGAUACGAGAUCAACUCCAUUUGUGAUGCGGCUGAGGACUGUGUUAAGGUACGUCUUUAAAUACUCUUCAAUAAUCAAAUUGUAGGCCCUAUGUGGUUCUGGCGGUGAUAUAACCGAAUUGAAUGCGGAAUCCUUAGAGAAGGUGCCCAACCAAGCAGCUCAGGAGACCAUCCAGAAAGUGAUCGCUGUCCACAAAAAGAAUUGGCCCGGUCUGACGGGCCUUCAGGGCAUAAAUAUGAGUGAAAUGCAUUGGCAGACGGUCUCCCAGGGCCUGCAAUCGCUGACAGUCCGAGCCUAG
Molecule: messenger RNA, 2850 nt
Organism: Bursaphelenchus xylophilus (pine wood nematode)
Lineage: Eukaryota; Metazoa; Nematoda; Chromadorea; Rhabditida; Aphelenchoididae
Source: the annotation of a GenBank genome assembly